Molecule: messenger RNA, 10319 nt
Organism: Lates calcarifer (barramundi perch)
Lineage: Eukaryota; Metazoa; Chordata; Actinopteri; Centropomidae
Gene: pik3r2
Product: phosphoinositide-3-kinase, regulatory subunit 2 (beta)
Exons: 16
Coding region: 853-3063 (736 amino acids)
Biological process (GO): phosphatidylinositol phosphate biosynthetic process; insulin receptor signaling pathway
Cellular component (GO): phosphatidylinositol 3-kinase complex
Molecular function (GO): protein binding; 1-phosphatidylinositol-3-kinase regulator activity
Source: RefSeq, a predicted model, not a curated record
CCACGCACUCUCCUUCCCUGAGCCGUGCUGAGCUGGAAAAUGGCUGUGUAGGGGAGCAGGGAGUUAAGAACGGGAAAAGAAAGAAAGAGCGACAGCGAGAAGGCGAAGUAAGAAGAGGACAGAGGGUUUUGCCAGAAGUUCAGUGCACACCGAGAGGCUUUCGUCCGCAGAUAAGUUCACCGCACGGACUCUUUGUUAGCUACUUUGAAGUGUUAAAGCGCCGCAGCCCAAAGUGAGAAGAGUCAAGAAAUAUCCGCGGGUCGGUCAUAAUCCCUGUCCAGAACAUGUGGGAGCCUGAGAGAACCGAAGAGGAUUAAAGACCAUCCCACUCUGCCACUCUUCCUCCAAUCAGACCACUUCAUUUGACCGUGGAGAGCCAGCGACACAGGGCCCUCGACUGGCAAAAUUUUUUACCCAGCUGCUCCAAUAGCACCCAGCCAGCAGGUUUUCGCUGCUUGAAAGAGCAUGUUGCCAACGCUCUCCCUCUGCUCCAUCAUCUGGCUCAACCGGGGAAUCAAGCUGAGGAAAGUGCACCAGUCCACCAACACCGGUCAGGUCUGAAACCGCUGCAGCCGCAGACAUAACAGCAGCUAAACGCUACCUUAUCGACUUUUGAAAAUGCUCCUAAGCUUCGGGUGACUCCCCCUCCUCCCCUCACCCCCUGACCCUACCCCUCCCCUCCCCCCAAGCCACCGAACUAACAUCGAACACCAGACUUCAUUGACUCAACAACCUAUUUGGUUUCUGAGGAGGAUUUCUGUAAAUUCCGAACCCUGUUGUUGCAGUGGCACUUGGGCUGCACUAUCUAAUCCUCUAUUUGGUGGCCAUUUUGAUUUUUGUCUCCCUAACAAAAUGGCGGCAGAAGGUUUUCAGUACCGCGUCCUCUACACAUUUACUAAGGACCAGGAAGAGGACCUGGAUCUGCAGCCUGGAGACCUCCUGACAGUCAGCAAGGCCUCUCUGCUGUCCAUGGAGAACUACCAGGAGGGCUGCGAGGAGCAGCCUGAGUGCCUGGGCUGGCUCCUUGGGUACAACGAGCGCACCAAGCAGAGAGGCGACUUCCCAGGGACUUACGUCGAGUAUGUGGGCCCCGUUAAGAUGGCGCUACCAUCAAGUCAACCCAGGUCCCAGCGACCGCUCCCCGCUGCUCCCAGACCAGAGUCGUCUCAAGCUGUUUCUGUGCUGGACCUGAGCGAGCAGUUCACACCACCAGAGACGGCUCCCCCAACCCUCGUCAGCCUCAUCCAAGCCAUAGAGAAGAGAGGUCUGGACUUCAAGACAUUGUACAGGACAGCUAGCCCCUCAGGUUCAGACAGCCCAGUGUACAGCCUGACCUCUGAGAGUGACAUGGGUCAGAAAGAUGUGGGUUACCUCUCUGAGUGUGUCCUGCAAUACCUGAGAGACCUCCCGUCACCUGUCAUCCCUGCCUCUAUCUACCCUCACCUUCAAACUGCUGUCACACUGCAGCAGCAGGUCUUACAACAGUCAGCAGACGGUGCAGUAGCUGGUAGCCAUGACAGAGAGGUGAGCCUUGUCCUCGAGAGCUCCACCACCGUCCCUCUCCAUCACCAUCUCACCCUCCAGUACCUCCUCACACACCUCGCCAAGGUCACCCAGGUGCAGGCCAGCAACGGCCUGGACACACACACGCUGGGGAAGAUCUUUGGGCCACUGCUCAUACGGACAGGUCCCUCUACCCCCUGGUUGUCUUUGGAUGAGAAGUUCCCUGCCCUUGUGGUGGAGAGGUUGUUGAUAGAGAGAACUAUGGAGCAAGACCUCACUCCUCCAGUUCUUCCUGCAAAGCCAGUCAAGUCAAAAAUGACACCAUCAGCCAUGACGGAAACAAGCAGCCUGCUGAACGAUGCUGAGUGGUACUGGGGAGAAAUAUCCAGAGAGGAAGUGAAUGAGAAGCUGCGAGACACUCCAGACGGUACCUUCCUGGUCCGAGAUGCCUCGAGUAAACUGGAGGGCGAGUACACUCUCACCCUCAGGAAAGGGGGGAACAACAAGCUCAUUAAGAUUUACCACAGAGACGGGAGGUAUGGCUUCUCAGAGCCUCUUACCUUCCUGUCUGUAGUGGAGCUCAUCAAUCACUACCGCCAUGAGUCCCUGGCCCAGUACAACGCCAAGCUGGACACCAAGCUCCUGUACCCCGUCUCCAAAUACCAGCAGCUGGUGAAGGAGAACAGUAUAGAGGAGGUGGGAGAGCAGCUGAAGGUCUAUCAUGAGCAGUAUCAGGAGAAGAGCCGCGAGUAUGACUCUCUGUACGAGGAGUACACACGCACCUCACAGGAGCUACAGAUGAAGCGCACAGCCAUUGAGGCUUUUAAUGAGACCAUCAAGAUCUUUGAGGAGCAGUGUGAGACCCAGGAGCGCUACAGCAGAGAGUCUUUGGAGCGGUUCCAGCGCGAAGGCAACGAAAAGGAGAUUCAAAAGAUCCAGAGUAACUCAGAGCGUUUGAAGUCUCGUGUGAAGGAGAUCCACGACAGCAAGCGGAAGCUGGAGCAGGACCUGAAACAGCAGGUCUCUGAUAACAGGGAGAUCGACAAGAAGAUGAACAGCCUCAAGCCGGAUCUCAUGCAGCUCCGCAAGAUCAGAGACCAGUAUUUGAUAUGGCUGACACAGAAGGGGACAAGGCAAAAGAAAAUCAAUGAAUGGCUGGGCAUAAAGAACGAUGCUGAUGACUCCUACUCUUUGGAGGAAGAUGAGGGCUCACCCCACCAUGAUGAGUGCACCUGGUACGUGGGUGACAUCAAACGCACCCAGGCCGAGGAACUGCUGAGAGGCAAAUGUGACGGUACCUUCCUCAUCCGUGAGAGUCAAUCACAGAAGGGCUCCUAUGCCUGUUCUGUAGUUGUGGAGGGUGACACCAAGCACUGCGUCAUCUAUAAGACGGCCACAGGUUAUGGAUUUGCUGAGCCCUACAACCUGUACUCGUCCCUCAAAGACCUGGUGCUCCACUACAAAAACGUCUCCUUGGUCCAACACAACGACCAUCUGAAUGUAAAUCUAGCCUACCCAGUCCUGGCCCGCUCUCAGAACCAGAACCAGCACCCCAGAUGAAUUAUCCACCAGCAGUGUAGGAUGCCAACCAGGGUGGCGGAAACUAAAUUUUCACUCAAAUGCAUUGGGAAAAAGUAUACAUCUGAACAGUGCUUCUUCAUGUGUUUUAAAUGGUGGGUAAAAUAGACUCAGCAGCCACAAUUUAAAAUUCAUACAUAUUUUUUUGGCUGGAGGCUGGUGCUAAUUUCCCACCCUGACCCCAGUCCAGCAAAGAGCACUCCUUGCUAACGGCAUGGCUUCAAAUCAAGCACACUGCUAGCAGUAACUAAGCACUGUACAGUUAGCCUGGCUGACGCAGCCAGUUUUAUCUUGAGGAGAGUGUCGCGUUAGCCAGCCAUGACUGUACAGUGUCAGUUAUGAAAAUAGUGCGAGAAAUUUACAAGAAAACACCUUUAACACAGAGAGAUACAAACAGACUAAAUGUGUUAAAGGAAAACAAAAUAAGCACACAAAAAUAUUGGUUUUCAAGAUCGUGAAGAGGAAGAGGAGAGACCAGAUGGGAUGGGAUGAUGGGAAAUUUUACCGGGGGGCACUUUUUUUUUUGCCUUGAACACAUGAUGACUGUCCAUAGACAAAGGCCCGAUCUGUCAUCCCCAGACUGCCUGCAAACUCUCCAUAGACAAAAGCCUGAGCUGUCAUCCACUAAAAAGGACUGGCUUGGCUAAACCAGGCUGCUCGCUUCACACCUAAAGGCGGCUGAGAAACCGUGGACCGGGGGAGGGCGUAGUCACUGGAGCCUGGGGGCUGGGGUGGGGGAAGAAAUUGCUGGGGUUGAUAUUUUUAGGGGGUUUUAAAAAAAAAAAAGAUUGACUCAAUUUAAAGCUUGCUUAAAGUGCCAUAGUAAUAGCUUUGAAUGACCACAAGCCUGUGUCACUAGAACAAGAGGGCACGUCGAGGUUGAAAGAAAGAAGAGAAGGAAGGAGGGAGCGAAUGCCUGUCGACAUAGACAAAGCUACAGCUUUAAAGAAUACACACAUAUAGGUAUAUUUUUUACGAAAUGAUCUUUAUUUCCAACUGCUUUGGCUCGUUGCUCUCUCUCGGCGGGCCUCCUUCUGAACUGACGAGGUACAACGUACAGCAGAUGCUGUUUUACAGGAUAGAAAUGCAUGGUAGAUAUUUGGUAUAUUGUGAAUAUAGAAAUACUUUUUAAUCACAAUACACUAGAUGAAGAGGUACAUUGAUAAAUGCAGUUCCACAUGAUUCAGGUUUCCUUCUAAAUGGAAAUUGUGGAAAGACUCCUGCAUCAAACGUCUCUUUGUUUCAAACUUCUUCCUUCUUUUUUCAUCCUCUUUAAUACUGUAGCACCUGUAGCCAUUGACUUAAGGCAUAACUGUUAGUGCUCCUCUUACGUGUCUUGUUUCUAUAUGCUAAAGACACUUGCAGAGCAUCAAAUCUAUGUGAUUAUUGUAUCUUCGGUACUGUAUUUGCUUCGUCUCUACUUAGAUUAGACUGUUUUAGUGGUACAAUGUCCUUGCAGAUGUUUAUUGUUGGUUUUUUGUUUUUUGUUUUUUUUUUGGAUGCAGAUUUACUCACGGUACUUCCUUUCUCCCCCUCGCACUUGACUGUUCAUUUCAUCACAAGCUUGACUCACAGAGCUGUAGAACUUUGAUGUACAAAAGAAAAAAGAUAAAGCAGUAAUAUAACUCAUGUACAGUAUAUUUCAGACACACAUGCAGUCAGUGUAUGUGACUUUAUACAGUUUCAUCGCUGUGUUUCUUUAUGUUUUCGGAAUAUUUGCUAUGCUCUUAGAUUCUGUUUAAGGAUGCACAGUAUCCAGCUAAUGUGAGCCAAAUGAAGGAUGUCUUUUCAUGUAGCAAGAAAGAGAAAAAAGAACCAGUCCUUUUGCCAUUUAGCAUGGCCUCUGUGGUCUGAGACAUUAUCUAGUACAGUAUGCAUGGAGUCCUUCGUUUGGGUUGUGUGUGUGUUUUGUUUAGUUUAGUUUUUUUUUUUUUACUUGGCACCAGUGGUUGAUAAUUGUGCUUUUUGUAGUGCAUAUAAAGUAUGAUGUGUGGUGAAUAUAGUAUUACUAUAACAUUGUAGUAAUAUGCACAAUUAGUCGUAUGUGGAUAAUAAGUUUUAUAUUUACAGUUCUCAGAUCAGUUCCCUUCUGUUGUUCUGUGCUGUGGCCGUGAAUCUCGUUCCCUCAUGUUCAUUUGGCUUGAGGUGAAGAUUGUACCACCUCUGUUCAAAGCACAGUUCAUUUGUGUAAAGGCAGGGUUAUUCAGUUGUUAGUGUGUGGUCGAUGAAAAGAGGCAUCGCUUGAUGUCACUUUAAAAAUUGAUUUACGAAGUUGAUUUCUUGAAAUGAAUGAAUAUGAAUAAUCUCUCAAAUUUCUUACACAUAUAGACUCAGAUUGCCAAAAAGAGAAAAGUAUUUUUAUAGAGAGUUAUAGAAGAGUAAAAAGUUGUUGGCAGUAGUUUUAAAAAACAGUGCACUGCUUUUAAGCAUUACACAUUUGGUAUUUCGGAUCUAUUUUUAUUUUUGUUGAGGGAUAGAAACUGAUGUUUUGUCCCUAAAUGAGAUAUUCGCCUACUCCUCUUGUCAUCACAGUCAAUUAUUAGUUAAUAUUAAAGCUGUGUUUCAUCUCUAGACAGACUCACAGGUUUCAGGUCGCAACAUUUUUCAGACAACAGACCAAUCCCACGUACAUGAAAAGUUUAAAUCAAGACUUAAGUUUUGAUUUCAGUCAGGACGAAUCAAUUGUACUGUACUUUGCACAGUUCUUGGCAAGCAGAAAAUCCCAAGAAUUUAAACUAGAGGUGACAGCGGUGCUUCUGAUUAGAGGGCUAUAAAAACAUGUGAGUGAGACAGAUUAGAAGUGCCUUUAGUCAUUGUGAUGAGCUUGUUUUCUCCUUGUUAUCAUUGGAGCGUUGCUCCACAAGAUGGUGCCACCACCACCACAUGCUGUGCCCCAUGGUUCACAUAUUUGCCAUUUGUCUAAAACUUAAGGGUAUCUGGCAAAUAGUUGUUGUUGUGUGUGUGAUUGUGUGUUUGUGUGUCUGUGUCUGUGUUAGAGCAAAUCUGAGCGUGUUAUAGAUAAUAGAGUGACAGAUUUGAGUUGUGCCUCUUUGUUGUUACAUCUUUAAUUGUUACAUAUUCCUUCUUUCUAUGGUGGAGGCUGUACAGUAGCUUGGUGCUCUCUCUCUCUCUCUCUCUCUCUCUCACCAUGCACCCAAGCUAGCUUUCUUUGGUGUUUUUUUUUCUGUUUGUUUGUUUUUUUGGUAUAUUUUUGAAUAUAACUCAGAAGAUAGAAAUGUGAACCGUACACAUCCGUGGCCCAGCCCAGUUGUUUGAAGCUCAUUUGAUAAGCUCUCAAGUUAAUGCAUGCAACAUUUCUCAGUGUUUUUGUAUUGAGAAUCAGUUCCUUUGUGAACAGAUGUUCUGGUUGAGUCAUCCGCCACUGCUGACACAUCCAUUAUCCAGUUUGUUGGACCAACACUUUUGUGACUGCACUUUUUUUCCUGUUCCACACACUCAGAGUAGUGUAUCUAAUGCCCAACAACCAUAAACUAACAGACAGUGGUGAAGCUCAGUUGUAAUAGUGUUUUUAGUUGUUAGUUUUAGUUUCCAUACAGUAUAUAUCAGGAGUGAUUGACAUUUUUCUUUAUGAUAUUGGAGUAUACAGUGUACAGUAUAUGCUUUUGUUGUUUUGCGGUAAACAACUGUCAUGUAAUUCUGAUGCUUUUGACUGAUUGCAAUGUUUUCAUGAUAGAGUUAGUUUUACUAUGUGGACUGUAUAAACUCUGCUUUUCAAACCAACUUUAAGGAGAGCCACUGGCUCAUUAUGCAAUUUUGUGUCCACUCAGCAAAAUUGUCCAACUUAACAAGACAAAUAGCAUUAAUUUUCUUAAACGGUCGGUUCAUCCAAAUUACCUAGACAUUUUUUCCACUUACUCUGAGUGGUAUCCAGGGAUAACAGAUACUUUUAGUUGUAUUAGAUUUUGAGAAAUCAAUUCUUUUCAACUGAGGACAUCAUCAGUUUUCUUUAGAAAACUCUGCAUUAUCCAGAGUAAUGAAAAUAUUGUUGCUGGAAAGACAUGCAGUAUUACUGUUUAACAACUGGUAAUAUGAUUUCUUAAUGCUUUUACCAGCACAAAGAAAGUUUUUUUUUUUUUCCCACCUCCAUUGCACUGUACGAGGUGGUGACAGAGGUUGAGUAUCUCAAAACCACAGCAUAUGGAAGUGAAACUAAAUGUUUGGCUAGAUACCACUAGGAGUAAGUGAAAUCUCUGCUGGGGUGUUUUAGGGAGAUUUGGAUAAAUCAGCCAUUAAAGAAAUAUGUUUGGGGAAAUUUAACUUUCACUUUAAUCCACAACAGGUCAACUUGUUUCUGAGAAGUUUGUGAACCAGAACCAUGAAUGGUUCUGCCUCCAUUUGAGUGAUUUGCUCUGUUUUUCUAGUUCCUUAAAGAAAAAUAGAGAAGUAAAACUGAAUAACUUACUACAUACUCAGUCACUUGUUAAGAUGAACAUUUCUGCAGUGUACUUAAAACACUUUCAUCUGCCAUAUAUGCCAUGUUAAUCACAGAUGUUUAAUAGCUAGAAGCAAUGCAACUUCAGUAGCAAUGAAACCUGGUCAGGCAGUGAGACGGGCAUGAAACGGGCAGAAGAUGAAGACUUUAUUGCGCUUUGAUGUAGAGGUGAGACUUUGGUCCCACUUUUCUUCAACGGGUCUCUUAAACCCGAAGCUUUCAUCCUGCUCAUCUCUUAGAUAUUAUGCAUUUGUGUCAGAGCUUCUUGAAAAACAUUUUUCUAUACAACAAGUGAUCAUUCAAGGAAUUAAAUAUUUUUUCAUCAGCUUUGGUACACUGUAAAUGAUAUUUCUUGAAAUGGCCUCAUACGCAAAGCACAUCUUUCACUGACUACAAGGAACACAUAUAUUUGGUGUCUAUUAAGGUUUGAAGAAUGAGAGGCAUACUAGAGAAUAAAUAUUUUGAAAUAUAUUCUUAGAUAUCUAUAUUUUUGGAUUAUGUAACGCUGAUUUGGAUUGUGCUUGAAACAAAUCAGAACGAGGCUUUGAUGUGAACAUGAUCUUUAGACUUGCUCCACGGCUGCUUUGUACUCAAGCAGUUAUUGAAACGCAAGCGUUUUUACUAAUCAGCUGCAGUGAGCUUCAUCAUGAUCAGCAACAAACUUUGUGGUUACAGUCGAUCGACAUACAUGUAAUCUAUUAAGCAUGAUUAUCAGGUGUGUUCAGAGGAUGAAGCAAGCUCAUGUACAUGUGUUAAUAUUUACAGAGCUACGUAUAUAUGUUAAAUGCAGUCUUGGCUGCUUUGCAUUUAUUAAAUAUUAGAGAAGAGUUUUUUUUUUUUGUUUUGGUUUUUUUCUUGAACAUGAGAAUCUGUUAUGUCACAUGGAAGAUUCUGGUUGUUUUUGUGAGUAGAGGCAGUGUUAAAAUGUUGCACCACAAAAGAUACACUUGGAAGCUGCCGCAGAGAUCCACCACAGGUUGGACACUGAUGCUGUAAAAGUGAACCAUCUUACCACUGUAUCUUUUCUUCCUUGGUUGAUCUCUGUAGUCGCUGAAGGGGAAGUAAAAGUAGAUCCUGUUUAGUCUGACAGAGAAAAAGGUACAUGAUUCAACGGUUCAUGAUCACUCCUUUACGCAGAUCUUUGUACAUGGAACAAUGAUGGCAUUAGAAAGUGUUCUUUUAUGGUGCCUGAGUAUAUAUAUAGAUAUGUAUAUCUAUAUAUAUCUAUAUACAUAUAUGUUUUUUUUUUACUUGGCUUUUUAGAAAAGCUGAUAGAUUUGUCUGUCCAAGUGUUGGUUAUUUUUUGUUUGUUUGUUUAUAUCUGUUAAUGAUAACCUUACAGAGCCUAUAAAGAAAAAAAUAAGCUAGCUUGAAUUUUUUCCUCCAUACAGAAAAAAAAUACAAAUGUUUACAAUAUGUAAUUAACCAAAUAGUAAAUAUGCGUUUGAGAAUCAAUCUGUCUGUCCCUCAAAGUGGCUGUGAUAGAUUGAUUUAUAUUUCUUUAUUUUCCUCUGUCAUUUUAAACUUGAAAAAUGUUUAUGAAUGCUUGUUCUGUUUUUCUGUUCCUCUCUUUUUCAUUUUUACUUGUGAGAACAGUGCUCCCUCAGUUUCAAAAUAAUAACUCCACCAGAUAGUUCAACAGAAUUAAUUUGUCCAUAAUACAAACUGUAGGCAUUCAUCAGUCUUUGUCAUUCUCUACCUGCUGACUACUUCACCUUACACUGAGCCUUGUAUGUGCAGGACUGUAAUCCUAACUUGAGACGCUGUUGCAUCUUUUGCUGUUUAUAUUAUGUACAGUGCGGUAGUUUUGGUGUCUCUCUGGUCACUCAGUUCAAAGAAUUUAUAGUGGGCGACACCCACAUGUUGUGAAUAACUUGCCACUUGCUUGUGUAUAAUUUUAGUACAUAUAGAAAGUCUAAAAUUCAGGAAUAACUAUCAAGAGGCAUCCUGUUCUUGAUUUUUGCACUACACAGCAAAUAAUACUCAAAUGAAAAGGUGAAUCAGUUGCUCGAUUGGUUGGUAAACUAAUUCAUAAGACCAAAAAGUAUCCAAUAUAGUCUCAGCUUGAGUGUGAUUUCCAUUCAAAUAUGAUGACAUUAGCAACUGCACUAUCAUUUCCCCCUUCUCUGCCUGUAUCCAGUCAAUGAGAGUUUGUCAUUUGUUUGAUUAAAUCUGAUGUGAAUGUUUUUCACUGGUGUGCAGUAGUUCAUAUUCAAGACCCAACUCUGAACGUUAGAAGACAGGCAGCGGUCCACUCGGCAAUUAAGUUACAGAGCAGCAGCAAUUUAUGUCACAUAUCCAUAUUUUUAACCCAGUCACAACACCCAUUGCUCUAUAAUGUUGCCCAACAGGUUGCCCAGUGUAUCACUGCCUCAACAGCAGGAACAGAUCCAUGGUUCUCAGCUAAUUAUGAUGUGGUCUACUCUUUCUUUCAAACACAGUGAAUGGAAAUGAAGGGGGCAGUCCGAUAAAGCUACUCUACACCAAAGUGCAAUUGAACUCAGAGGGAGCACUGUUGUUUCAGCCAGUAGAGGCCUAUUGGUUGUUUGUGUGCCCAACCCCUAUGCACGAAAAGAUGGUUAUUCUUUGUUCUCUUCUCUUGUGUUAUCCUCCCUCCGUUGGUCUGUCUUAAUUCAGAUGCGACAUUUCUUCUUUCUUCCUCUCUCGUGUACAGCUUGCUUCAGAGAUGUGUUUGUCCUCAGACAGGUACUCUUUCAUCUGUACGGUUCUUUCUUUAGGCUGAUGCAAUGAUUUUAAAAGACAAUAAAAGAUAUAUAAAAUGAAA